This is a messenger RNA of Melopsittacus undulatus (budgerigar), 1910 nucleotides long. RefSeq names its product menin 1 (gene MEN1). Gene Ontology annotation, molecular function: Y-form DNA binding; chromatin binding; transcription cis-regulatory region binding. NCBI's taxonomy places the organism in Eukaryota, Metazoa, Chordata, Aves, Psittaciformes, Psittaculidae. Gene Ontology annotation, cellular component: histone methyltransferase complex; chromatin; nucleus. Bases 33 to 1877 code for a protein of 614 amino acids. Gene Ontology annotation, biological process: negative regulation of cell cycle; negative regulation of cell population proliferation; regulation of transcription by RNA polymerase II. The record is from RefSeq and is a predicted model, not a curated record. The transcript is spliced from 11 exons.
UGCCCCGCUCGGGUGGCGGCAGCGGCCACGCCAUGGGUCUCAAGCCCUGGCAGAAAGCCCUAUUCCCCCUCCGCUCCGUGGGCUCCGUCGUUCGCCUGUUCGAGGCGGAACUGGCCCAACCGGAACCAGACCUGGUGUUGCUCUCCCUGGUGUUGGGCUUCGUGGAGCACUUCCUGGCCGUCAACCGCGUGCUCCCGACCAACGUCCCUGGCGUCAGCUUCGAGGCCCGGCCGGGCCCGGAGCCUCAGGCUCGCGCCUACUUCCCGGUGGCGGAACUGUCCAUCGUGGCCGCGCUCUACGCGCGCUUCACGGCACAGAUCCGCGGCGCCGUGGACCUGUCGCGGUACCCGCGGCCUGGCGGCUGCUCCUCCCGCGAGCUGGUCAGGAAGGUGGCGGAUGUCAUCUGGAACAGCCUCAGCCGCUCCUACUUCAAGGAUCGGGCGCAUAUCCAGUCGCUGUUCAGCUUUAUCACUGGCACCAAGCUGGACAGCUCAGGUGUGGCCUUCGCGGUGGUCGGGGCCUGCCAGGCCCUGGGGCUCCCGGAUGUUCACCUGGCGCUGUCCGAGGACCACGCGUGGGUCGCGUUCGGGGCCGGGGGUCAGCAGACGGCUGAGGUCACGUGGCACGGGAAGGGCAACGAGGACCGGAGGGGGCAGAGCGUGGCGGCGGGCGUGGCCGAGAGGAGUUGGCUGUACCUGAAGGGCUCCUACCUGCGCUGCACGCGCCACAUGGAGGUCGCGUUCAUGGUGUGCGCCAUUAACCCCUCCAUUGACCUGCACACGGACAGCCUGGAGCUGCUGCAGCUGCAACAGCGCCUGCUCUGGUUGCUCUACGACAUGGGCCACCUGGAGAAGUACCCCAUGGCUCUGGGUAACCUGGCUGACCUGGAGGAGCUGGAGCCCACUCCGGGCAGGCCUGACCCCCUCACCAUCUACCACAAGGGUAUCCAGUCUGCCCGGACCUACUACAACAACGAGCACAUCUACCCCUACAUGUACCUGGCCGGGUACCACUGCCGCAACAAGAACGUGAAGGAGGCGCUGGAGGCCUGGGCUGACACCGCCACCGUCAUCCAGGACUACAAUUACUGCCGGGAGGACGAGGAGAUCUACAAGGAGUUCUUUGACAUUGCCAAUGACGUCAUCCCCAACCUGCUCAAGGAGGCAGCCAACGCUGAGCCCCCGGGGGAGGGGGACCCCGAGGCCCCGCCCCCAGGGGGGGGGGCUCUGCAGGACCCCGAGUGCUUCGCUCACCUCCUGCGGUUCUACGAUGGGAUCUGUAAGUGGGAGGAGGGGAGUCCCACCCCCGUCCUGCACGUGGGCUGGGCCACGUUCCUCGUCCAAUCACUGGGCCGCUUCGAUGGGCAGGUCCGCCAGCGGGUGACGUUGGUGUCCCGUGACACGGACCCCCCGGAGGACGAGGACCCCGGGGGGGAGGAUACCCGGGACAGCCGGAGGAGGGGCCCCCGCCGGGAGUCCAAACCGGAGGAGCCCCCACAGCCCAAGAAGGGUCCUGAGCGGCGCCGGGCACUAGGACCGCGCAGCGAGGACCCCCCGGCCGCUGUUCCCAGCGCGGCCGCUCCCCCCUCCGCACCUCCCAACGUCACCGGCUCCAAUCCCAACGUCGCCGGUUCGAAUCCCAACGUCGCCGGUUCGAGUCCCGUCCCCUCCGGUUCGACGGAGCCCACGGGGCCGGUGCUGCUGUUCCAGAGCCAGAAGAUGAGGGGCAUGAAGGAUCUGCUGCGGGCCCCGAAGAUCAACUCCAGCGCCAUCAAACUGCAGCUCACGGCUCAGUCCCAAGUGCAGCUCAAGAAGCAGAAAGUGGCUCCCAGUGAUUACACUUUGGCCUUCCUCAAGCGGCCCCGGAAGGGGCUCUGAGCAUGAGAACCCCCCCCCCGGGGGGUAUGGGGA